This is a messenger RNA of Sphaerodactylus townsendi, 8781 nucleotides long. It is a transcript of the gene IGSF10, whose product is annotated as immunoglobulin superfamily member 10. Gene Ontology annotation, molecular function: protein binding. Lineage: Eukaryota; Metazoa; Chordata; Lepidosauria; Squamata; Sphaerodactylidae. The record is from RefSeq and is a predicted model, not a curated record.
CUUGCAUCCGCUCACCUCUGCAGCUGCUCCUCUCUCGCCUUGCAAUGCUCACGAGCCGUCCCGUCCCCUUGCCAUUGACGAGUAGCACCCGGACAGGACAAGAAGCGGGCGAGCGUUUCAGAAAGCGCAGGACUUCCUUUGUUUCUGCUCAGAGGGAUGCUGAUAUAGGAUUGUCACACAGGAGACGAGCCAUGGGCCGGCCCUGCUUCCUGGGAUUUCUCUUGGGUUUCUGCUUUGCCGCUCUUCCCGGUGGUAGCAGUGCCUGUCCCAAGCCCUGUGCCUGCUACAUACCUGCUGAAGUGCAUUGCACAUUCCGCUAUCUCACGGCCAUCCCACUGCACAUUUCCCAAGAUGUGGAACGCAUCAAUUUAGGUUUCAACAGUUUGGUUAAACUGACUGAGACAGAUUUUUCUCACCUGGAGAAGCUGGAGUUGUUGAUGCUGCACAGUAAUCAGAUACACACAAUCCAGGACAAGACAUUCUCUGAUUUACGUUCAUUACAGAUCUUAAAAAUGAGCUAUAACAAAGUCAAAGUUAUUCAAGCAGAUACUUUUCACGGCCUCACCAGUUUGGUACGCUUACAUAUGGAUCAUAAUCAAAUUGAAUUUGUAAGCCCAAAAGCUUUCUAUGGUCUUACGUCACUGAGGCUGGUCCACUUGGAAGGAAAUGUACUUAAACAACUUCACCCAGACACAUUUGUCACCUUACGCUACCUCCGAAUAUUCAAAACAUCCUCCAUAAAGCAUGUCUACUUGUCUGACAACUUCCUCACUUCACUGCCACAAGAUAUUUUCUCUUACAUGUCUGAGCUAGAGAGCCUCUUUCUUCAUGGAAACCCCUGGACUUGUGAUUGUGCACUGAAGUGGUUUGCUGAGUGGGCUGAACAUUAUCCAGAUAUUGUAAAGUGCAAAAAAGACAGAAGUCCUUCCAGUGUCCUACAAUGUCCCUCGUGCUCCAGUCCGAGGAACUCCAAAGGCAGACAGUUAGCAGAGAUUCAGUCUUCUGAUCUUAAAUGUGUAAAGCCAACCAUUGACCCAGUCUUAAAAUUCAGGAACAUCACGGUGCCAGAUGAUGGUGACUUCACUUUAGUCUCCUCCAAGGAUUUUAUUGCUCCCAUAGGAUCCAUCGUGUUAAACUUGACAGAUCAGUCAGGGAACCGAGCAAACUUGGUUUGCAGCGUGCAGAAGCCUACGAAGAUUUCCCCUGUCCAGCUUGAAAAAAAUGAAACCGUAGUACUUGAAACAUCGCUAUCAACCUUUCUGGUGUGUAGCAUUGACUAUGAGCACAUUCAGCAACUGUGGAGCAUACUGGCCCUGUACAGCGAUUCUCCCUUAAAACUGACAAGGGAUCUCUUACUGACAAAAGCGCCUUAUAUCAGUUAUAGGUACAAACAGACACAAACAGAUACUGAAGAUGAAGACAUUUUCACAAAUAUAGAAGCUGAAAUGAGCGCUGAACCUCCUUGGCUGAUGCAGAGCCACGUGUCAUUGCGAUUAGACAGGACGGCAACCACGCUUGUCACUUUGCAUGUUCAGUAUUCAGUGAAUGCUCAAAUCACUCUUCCAGUUAUUGCCUCUCAAAAAGAAAGACAAAACUGGGCUAUGAUGUUACAAGCCAACAGGACAAGGACUGAACACACUGUUUUGGUGGGCCAAUCUGUGGAAUUAGACUGUCAGGCAGUUGGUGAUCCCCCUCCUAUCAUUGAAUGGGUAUUACCUGAUGGCGGCAAAGUUAGAGCACCAUAUGUUAGUGAAGAUGGGAGGAUUGUGAUAGCAAAAACUGGCAAAUUUACAUUACGCACAGCUGAUAAUUUUGACACUGGAGUGUAUCACUGUAUCGGAACCAACUAUGAUGAUGCAGAUGUCCUGUCUUUUAGGAUUACCGUAAUUGAACCUGUUAUGGAACACAACCACUUCAAUGGACAUCAGGUUUCAGCCUUUUUAGGUGAAACAUUAUUCCUUCCAUGCCAGUCCUCUGGUGUCCCAGAUGCAUCUGUUCAUUGGGUCUCACCUGAGCAUGUGAUUCUUGGUCAUACUUCAAAGAACAAAGUACUUUUCCACAAUGGGACAUUAAAAAUACAACUAACAAGAGACCGGGAUGGUGGCUACUACAGGUGUAUAGCAGCCAAUCAGUAUGGUGUUGAUGUUUUGGUGCAUCAAGUAAUAGUUCAAAAAAAGUCAAACAGGUCACAAAAACUAGAUGAUCAGGAAGAGGCUACCGAAGGCUCAGGCAACAGAGAACUUGAUGUUGGUGGAACACAAAGCCCUCCUUCUGCAGCACGAUUCCAAGCUACCGGCCAAGCAUCUACUGAAGUUUCGUUUACAAACCGUUCCAUGCUAAAGAGAACUAAUAAUAACUACAGACAGAUUUACAAGCAUAACAGGGACAAGAUGACCGGACGGCUUCGAGGACACAGAAGACAAUUCAGUCCUUCCACUAGGAGAAUAGAUCCGUUGCGUUGGGCAGCAUUUGUGGAAAAAACAAAGAAUAUCACACUGCCAAGAAAACAAGAAAAUGACACAGUGAAGCCAACAGUGAAAGUCCUUCUGUCCUCAGAGGUUUCCGCAAAUGAAAGGGAGAUGUCUGGAGAUAUUCCUCAAGAGGAAGAAUUUCUGCUACUAGUCACUGAAAGGCCUGUGAUGUACACACUAGGAGAAGCAUCAGGAAAUGUAGUAACAGCAGAACUUGGAAGCAUACCGAGUAAUUUUCACUCUGAGGAGUCAACAAACCAGGAGUCUUAUACAGAGCUUAACCCUGAAAUUACCAGAAGUGUUUUGGAAGCAUUCCAGCCACCCACUACUACUAUGGAAUCACCGAGUCCUUCACCUUACUUGCCUGGUAGUACAAAGGACCCACUGAACACUUUUCCUUCUGGGAAAAACCAUUUGCAUUUGAAAACAGCACCAACAAUAGGACCAGCCACACAGGUGACUAAGAGUGCCAGACUUGCGUCUCCUCAUGGAGUUACUAAAAAGCCCAAUUUAUUUGUGGAAACUACUGAUAAAACAUCAAGAAAAUCAAAUCACCAGCUGUCUGUAAUGUCAGAACAUGCACCAGAUGAUAUAUUUGGACAUAUUUAUGUUUACAGUACACAAAAAUUAACAACACCUCAGCUGCCUGCAGGCAUGAGCAUUAUUGCUCAUCAGCAAAUUAAGAUAGUUAGGGAUACAACCCCUCGUGUUCCACUCUCCAGACGAUAUGGCAGACGACAGAAAAUCUCUGCAAGAAGAAUAGUUAGACCUGAUCGUAUUCCCAACAGUUCAGGGCGUAGAUUUGCUUUCGUUAGACCAAGAAUUGCUAAAGAAAGUACAACACUGCCUCCUUCUGUAGAAAUGAGUGCUCCUACAUUGACUCCACCAAACAAAUCUCUCGAACACAUUACCACUCAAGCGCCUAUUUCCACUUUAUUCGCAGUACAUCAUCCUGAAACAACUGUAAAUCCAAUCUUGACACUCUCUUUCAAUCCAGGAAUUAAACCAGCCACAACUGAAGAGCAUACAGCUUCUACAGCAAUUGCCUUCUAUCCUGAAAGUACCCAGAUUGCACCACAAAGGCAAGUAAACACUUCUACGCCAUUACAGACGGUUACUGAUACAUAUUCAUCACUUAGCAGUAGCCUGCCAGCAGAGAAAAUCCAUACCCCUAGUUCCUCCCUGGAAACUACAUUUACCAGAAGCAAUCCUUUACUUUCAGGCAUUAAAUCAGUUCAUACCACUCCAACAGCACACUUGUCUCCUAGGGUUUUCACAGAGAAAAUUUCUUGGCAAGCUGUAAAUUCCUUUGGAAGCAACUAUUCUCAACAAGAGCUACUGGAAAAGCAACCUCGAUUGCAGACGAGUGAAGAACCCUUUGCUGAAAACCAUGACACAUCUUUCCAAACUACAGGACCAAUAUCAACAUUAACAGUUUUGCCCAUACAUAGAACUGCUGUUCCAAAACAGGAGAACAGAAUGGAUGGUUUCAGAAACCGAGGUGACCCUAUAAUUGACAACAGUGUGCUUGAAGAACAUGCUCCCAUUCAACCCAUCAGAAUGACAGAAUCUUCAGCCUCUCUCUCCAAUCUUGCGGUGCCUCUAAGCAAGGGUGCUGAAGGCACGAGCAGCAAGCCGGUUAUAACUCCACCAACUCCUGUUCAUUCUAAAGCAAAAGUUUCCAGACUCAAGGUGUUGAGACCAGGAAGGAGAAGAACUCAACGGAGAAAGAGACCUCUGAGAAGGUUUAUGCAUUUACAGAAAACCAUUUCGGUCAAGAAUGGAGUUGCUGCUGAUCUGUCCAAAGGAACUGUGGCUUCACUUGGCUUAGCAGCAUUCAAAAAGGUAACAGAGCCCACUCCCCUCAUAUCUACUGAACCGCUUUCUGAAUACACUGGUACAAACACAAUAGAGACUAUAGUACAACAACCAGUUUUUCACACAACCAGUGUAAUCAGAGAUACCUCCACAAUCACCCCUCAGCUUUUAACAAGGAAUACCAUCGCAGAAAAAUCUUUCUCGACUAAGCUGCCAGUGUAUAAUGGGCCUUCUCAACAACCUGCCACUGCAUCCCCACUCACAACAUCAUCUUUGACUAUUUCAGGCAUGACCACAGUACUACCAACCACAUCCUUGAUAACACCAGCAUCCUUGUUUACCAGACUAAUGCAAUCUGCAUCAGUAGCAGAUAAGGAAUAUAUAUACCAGUAUAUGGGAAGAAAACCUGCUAACAAAAAGCCCUCAACAGAAGCAGCCCUUCCUUCUAAAGCUGAGCUAAGUAGCACAACUCCUACUGAUGCGGGAUCUUCCUCCACAUACCAGCCAAGCCAGUUGACAUCCCAAACAUUAGCCACACCUGUCGUUCAAACCACCGCAUCUCCUAGCUGGGGGUGGAAGUUCUGGCAUAAACCAUCUCCUAAAAUUGUUGAAAGUGGCAAAACUUUCCGGAUCAAUACUUUGAUCACAUUGACCUCUCCACAGAGCUUCACUCAGUAUACUCCCAUGUGGGAGAAAAAGAAAAACAGUUACCUUAGAGGUUGGUCUGAGAAGACAACAGAGCAAGAAACCACAACCACUAAUCUGGUUGCCCUAGAACAUUUCCAUCACACCAGGCUAGCCAAACCCAGGAUAAUUGGAGGAAAGCUUGCGGCAUACACUGUCCCGGCUAACGGAUGCCCUUUCAUUCCUCAGGAAGCCAUUGGUAAUCCCUCGCGACCAACAGUACACUGGACUAAAAUAUCAUCAGCGGCUGAAACACUGAAACAAAAGCAUGACAGCAGGUUCGAGGUUCUUCCCAACGGCACUCUCUCCAUUGAGAAUGUGAACAUCCAGGACCGUGGACAGUACCUGUGUGUGGCCGCCAACCAGCAUGGCUCCGACAAGCUCCUUGUCACAUUGUCUGUGGUGGCCUAUCCACCUAGAAUCCUGGGAGGAAAGUCGAAGAUCAUCACUGUUCACUCCAGCAAGCCCGUGUCCAUAAAAUGUACAGCAGAAGGCCAUCCAACCCCUACCAUUUCCUGGAUACUUGCUAACAAAACAUACAUCUCACAAUCUUCUGUGGGAAAUGAAGCAGCUUUUGUGCAAGCAGACGGGACGCUGAUGAUAAAGAAAGUCAGCAUGUACGACAGAGGGGUUUACACCUGCACGGCAAGUAAUCCAGCAGGUUCAGAUUCUGUGGUAAUAAGACUGCAGGUUGUUGCUGCCCCGCCCAUCAUACUGGAGGAAAAGAGACAGCAUAUAGUAGGGAGCGUGGGGAAAAACUUGAAGCUUCCUUGCUCUGCCAAAGGAAACCCUCAUCCAAACGUCCACUGGGUCCUCUUCGAUGGAACUGUGGUGAAGCCAUUGCAGUAUAUAAACGGCAAGCUUUUCCUAUUCCCUAAUGGAACCCUUUACCUCAAGAAUAUAGCGACAUCAGACAGUGGAAAGUAUGAAUGCAUAGCUACCAGCUCCACUGGUUCAGAGAGGAGAGUGGUAAUACUUCAGGUAGAACAUAGUGAUACAAUUCCUAGAAUUGCAGAUGCAUCACAAAGACUGACUCAGCUGAAUUUUGGAGACAGGCUGCUUCUGAAUUGCUCUGCUCUGGGAGAGCCAAAACCCAGAAUAAUUUGGAGAUUACCUUCCAAAGCUGUUGUUGACCAGUGGCACAGAAUGGGAAGUCGAAUCCAUGUACAUCCCAAUGGGUCCCUGGUUAUUGAGGCGGUCACAGGAAAAGAUGCUGGUGACUAUUUAUGUGUGGCGAGAAACAAAAUGGGAGAUGAUCUGAUCCUUAUGAAAGUUAGUGUGACGAUGAAGCCUGCAAAAAUUGAUCAAAAGCAGUAUUUUAAGCAACUAGUGCCUUAUGGGAAAGACUUCAAAGUGGACUGUAAAGCUUCUGGGUCACCGGAACCGGAGAUAUCUUGGAGCCUGCCAGAUGGGACAGUGAUCAACAAUGUGAUGCAGGCAGACGACAGCGGGCACAGAACUCGGAGAUACAUUCUGUUUGACAACGGAACUCUGUACUUCAAUAAAGUUGGAAUAGCUGAAGAAGGGGACUACACGUGCUAUGCUCAAAAUACUCUUGGGAAAGAUGAGAUGAAAGUUCACAUAACAGUGGUAGCAGCUGCACCUCAAAUCAAGCAGAACACUAAGACCCAUGCAAAGGUGACAGCAGGAGAUACUGCACUGUUUGGCUGUGAAGCCGUCGGAGAGCCUAAGCCAAAAAUAUUUUGGCUGCUCCCUUCCACUGGCAUGAUUUCUUCUUCCAAUGAUAGAUAUUUACUGCAUGUGAAUGGAUCACUGUCAGUCACUAAGGUGAGGCUGUUAGAUGCUGGAGAAUACAUAUGCGUUGCACGCAACUCUGGUGGAGAUGAUACAAAGCUCUAUAAGUUAGAUGUGGUCUCUAAACCACCUCUUAUCAAUGGCUUGUACACAAACAAGACUGUCAUUAAAACAACAGCCAUUAAGCAUUCAAAGAAGCAAAUAGACUGUAGAGCUGAAGGAAUACCCCCACCCCAAGUUAUGUGGAUCAUGCCUGACAAUAUUUUCCUGACAGCCCCAUACUAUGGAAGCAGAAUAACGGUACACAAUAAUGGAUCUCUUGAAAUUCGUAAUGUGAGAUCUUCAGAUACAGCAGAGUUCAUCUGUGUGGCCCGUAAUGAUGGGGGAGAAAGCAUAUUGGUGGUCCAGCUGGAGGUGUUAGAGAUGCUAAGACGUCCAAUGUUUAGAAAUCCUUUUAAUGAGAAAGUAAUAGCAAAGCCAGGGCAAACAACCUUAUUGAAUUGUUCUGUAGAUGGCAACCCUGCUCCUGAAAUAAUCUGGAUGUUACCAAAUGGUACAAGGCUCUUCAAGGGUGUGAGAACGCUUCAGUACUACUUGGGAAGCAAUGGUACCCUCGUUGUUUAUAGCCCUUCUAAAGCAGAUACAGGCAAAUAUCGGUGUGCAGCUAAAAACAAAGUUGGCUACAUUGAAAAACUGAUUGUUCUGGAAGUUGGCCAGAAACCAACCAUUCUGACCCCCACAGGAGGAGCAAUAAAAAGUAUUAGUGGGGAAUCAAUAUCCCUUCACUGUCUUGCUGCUGGGAAUCCCAAACCAAACAUCAUAUGGACAGUACCUAGUGGCUAUGUUCUAGACCGGCCUCAAAUUAAUGGAAGAUACACGUUAAUGGAAAAUGGUACUUUAGUUAUCAGAGAAACAACCAUUCAGGACAGAGGAAGCUAUGCAUGCAGAGCUCAAAACUCUGUUGGUGAUUCGAAGAUAGUAGUUUUUGUAAUGGUUAUUGCAUAUCCACCACGGAUUACAAACAGGCCACCCAGGAAUGUACGCACUGUGGCUGGGGCAUCAGUUCAGCUUAACUGCAUGGCGUUGGGAAUACCAAAUCCAGAAAUUACAUGGGAGCUGCCGGACCACUCACUACUUUCCACAGGCAGCAAAGGCCGACCAUCUGGAAGUGAACUUCUUCAUCCACAAGGAACGUUAGUCAUUCAGAACCCAAAAUUUUCAGAUUCUGGCACAUAUAAAUGCAUGGCAAAGAACCCGAUUGGCAGCGAUUCCAUAGUAACAUACGUUCAAGUCAUCUGAAACAAUAAAUAAUACUCUGAACAACUGAUAACCAAAGUCAAAUCUGGACAAAGUUUGAUUUUGAGAACAUUUAAUCAAAAACAGAGUCCUGCUGGUCUCAAUGCAGUUAUAAGGUUCAGUUGACAACAGAUAUGCUAAGGCACAGGUACCUUUGGGGGUGGGUGGGGAAUCUGCAUUAUGAAGUUUUCAAAAAUCCUUGGCACUUAAUUUUGCCAACACAGCAACAAUGAAUAUCAACAUGGAACUACCUUACUUUAAAAUAUUUGUAAUAUAAUGAAGUAUUUAGUAUAAGGGCGAACUUUAAGAAAUGCUUAUUUCUUAUCUGGUAGUAGUAAAAACAGGGUAGACAUUGUAAAAAUACGUGAAAUUAUGUAAAAAGAAAAAAAAUUGUUUGCUAGUUGUUUGUCUACAGACAUUUAUGAAUAUUUUGUAGUACUCUUACAAACAUUUUAAAGCAGCAAAAUGUGCUGACCUGUUUGUAUACUAAAAGUUUGUUCUUUCUCACAUCAGUCCUUUUUUGUGGGACAGUGGAAGAACCAAUAGAAAAUAGUUUAAUUAUAGGGUUUUCCUUGAAAAAAAAGACAAUUUUGAUUAUUUUUCUAAAAUAAAGAUUUACCAGAUAUGCUUAUAAGGGAGUGUAGGCGUGUGCUAUAUGUGAAUUGCCAGAUACCUAGCAGCUAACCUUUAAAAAUUUUUUUAAGAGAUCUGAAUAUCUGGAUUUUUAUAAUAAAUGCAAUGCAUUAACAUGUUGCUG